UCGACUAUAUACCGGAUGUUUACGUUUUUCAACUGCAGCAUGGCUACUACAAGUUUUCAGAAGAAAGCUCGAGUUAAAAUAAAUCAAAUACCAGGAACUAAACCGUCAUUAUUUAACAAUCAGCUACUUAUUUCCUCAGGUGUCCCGUCUCUCGACAAUAUUAUAGGUGGCGGACUUGCUGUUGGAACAGUAUGUUUAAUUGAGGAAGAUGUGUACGGCAGCUAUUCCCGUCUACUGUUGAAGUACUUUUCUGCAGAGGCAGCCAUGACUGGCCACUCCUUGUUACUGGCCAGUGCUGAUCAGGAUCCUCAACAAAUUAUCAAGGAGCUCCCUGGACCAAUACUAGAUGAUCCAGGUGAUGUGAUGAAGGGAAACUCACCUGAACAGUCAGAAAACAUGAAAAUAGCCUGGCGAUAUCAGCAUUUACCUGCCAGUCAGGCAGGUCACUCUAGUUCUAAGUUUGGUCAUUAUUACGAUCUUACAAAAGUAAUGGAACCACAGCUCAUCUCAUCUGUAAACCCAGCUCUUGUUGGAAUUGAGGAACUGGAAAGAGAAUGUAAAGAAUGCCAAGAUCUAAAUCCCAAGUAUAAGUAUUUAUUGAAUAGAAUCAAAGAAGAGAUUGAUAGAGGGCAUUUUAGUACAACAGAACAGACAGAUAAAAGAAGCAUAUUAAGAAUAGCUGUCCACUCCCUGGGUUCUCCUCUGUGGGAUGAGUGUGGGGGUCUGGCCAGUAACCAGGAGGACUUGGACUACUCCCUCCCCAGGUUCUUGCUGGCACUCAGGGUGUUGAUGAGGUCUGCCUUCGCCGUGUGUAUGAUAACCAUGCCUACACAUUUAUUUCAGAUUCCAGGUUAUGUCGGGAGACUGCGCAAGAUGUGUGACACGGUGCUACACAUGGACAGUUUUGCUGGAUCUGACAAAGAGAAAAACCCAGCUUUUAAAGAAUAUCAUGGCUUGUUUAACAUUGUCCAGCUACCACGCCUGAACUCCCUGCUGUGCCAUAUGCCUGAUACACUAGAUUUUGCCUUCAAACUUAGGCGAAAAAAAUUUACAAUAGAGAAACUUCACCUGCCCCCGGAGUUGUCAGAGACUGCGAACCGAAACCAGGAGGACCCAUUACCUCACCUCCAGCCCUCCACUGCUCUCUGCUCUACCACCAAACCCAAUAAACUCGAUUUUUAAAAGGACUGAGUUUAUUUUUUGCUGUAUAGAAUUAGUUAAUGUGUUAUUCAUGUUUCCUAAAUGUCUUUCAUCCCUCUGUAUAAAGUGUUAAUUUUUUCUUUAAUGAUGAUUUUCCACAAGAAUUCUAAAUUUAAGAUGCACACACUUUUAGGAUAUCUUUGAGGGCUAAAUUUUAACAAUAAAAAUAAUUUCACCCAUUUUCUACUCCUGAACAAGCAGAGUGCAUCCAUGUACAUUCCUGGUUGCUAUCUAAAUAUAACUGUGAGUAUCAUAGUGUGAUAUCAAAAAGUGUGCGUGAUAAAUCUCACUUAAUCAAGAAAAUAGCACCAAGUCAAGGAAUCAGUUGAAUUUUGGUUGACCAUCCUAUUUUCAUCACAAUUUCUUUCCAAUCAGCGUCUGUUUAAAUGAAUGCUUCAUUUCAACCUGAUUAUAACUUGUUUGGAUCGUACCCUUCUACGCAUCUUCGUGUUGUAUAAUUGUACUCCAUCUGGUUACAAUUAAGCCCAUGAGCCUCUCUAUCCUUUGUUUGUUGGAAGUAAAUUUGUUUAAAUCAAAUACAAAGGACUAUAUAUAAGGACUUGAAUUGAAAACAUAAAGCCAAGCUUUGAACAAGUACACGUGAAUCGUCAGAAUUGGUCUCUUAGAAAUAUAUCACUGGUAAAAAAAAAUUGUUUGUUCAAAGUUAUCUGGAAGAAAAACCGCUUGAAAUCAGAGACUUGUAUAACGGUUUAUACUUCCCUGUUGAAAUUGAGGAAUUCAAUGCAAAUGAUACUAAUAUAGCAAGAAGAGGUUUACUUUUUUAAAAUUGCGGCAUUUUGAGCAAAUUGAAGAUCAUGAAUAAGCUACACAAAUAUACAUGUACAUGUCAUCAUUCAGUAAAGUAAAAUUAUUAAUAUGUUUGUCCGUAUUUUGUAGGGAGACAUUCCCAGACAUAAUCCUCUGUUGUUGAGGAGUUUUGGACACCUUAAUGAAGUAGAGUGCAGGUUUCCAUUAUUCAUUAUGACAGCAUCUUGUCAGAAUCCUCCCUUGUUUCAAUCUGUUGCUGCCAGGUUUAGAUUUAAUAAGUGCGAGAGCUCUCCAUCACUGGGGCUUUGGUUUUUUUUCAUAAACUCGAUAUCUGGUCGCAUGAUAAAUCACCAUUACUCGGGCUCUUCUAGAAAGAUAAAUGCAGGACUCGCUAAUGAUGUUUUGAACCAAUUUACCAUGACAAUGAUAUUAAAGUCCCCUAUUUUAGGCCAACGUGAUCUUUUAGGUGGGGAUUUUUCCGAAAGAGAUAAUGGUAAAUUCAAUUAGUGCAUAUUAGAACUUUUGAAAUCCAAAUAUCACGACAAGCCCCUAGCAACAAAUUUGAACAUUGAAAAAAGGGGGAGGGGGCUGAAAAGAAUGAGUGUACCAUACAAAAGAUUGCUAUGGAUGUCAUUUCCCUGCAAAUUAUAUAAUUUGCUUUUUAGAAAUUAAUUCCUCUUCCAGAUGCAUCUAGGAGGCGUGCCUCGCAAUAUGGAUUAAUAAUGAAAUGAUAUGAGUGAUGAUGUUCAAGAAUGCAUCGCGAGCCCUCUGACAGAAUCGUUAGCGUUCAGCACUACUCAUAUGAGACCGGACGAUUUGGAACAGUUCUAAGUUCAGGACUGACAGACCGGCGUCUAGCCUUAUUGUAUCAAUUCAAUGAUAAGUGCUUUGUUCUAGAUACUCGGCAAAGUCCCUCGGUAUUUCACCCCAACGAAUGUACAAAUGAAUUUUUUAUUCUGCCGAUAAUUCUCUAAAUGGUGAUUAAUGUUAUAGAUAGGACGGUACACAAGAACGGACACUGAGCGUGGCAUUAAUGCUGUCGUUAAUUAUGGGUUUCAUUCUGUGCCGAAACAUAAAAAUGAUCUUUAAAUAAUGGUUGUAAAAUAUGAUGGUUAAGAACACGGAUGAAUAAGGCGGGUAAGAACGGAUAAUAUAAAAAUUACAGAAUCAUAUUGAACAUAAAUCCGUUCGAAUCUAAAAAGCUGUUGUAUUGGUGUUUGAAACACAUUAAUAAAAACUAUAGUGUAUGUGCACAGUCUUAAAAUGACAAACUUCAAUACAGGCGACAACAAUGUACGAUAUUUAGAUACAUUUAAUUGGUUCAGGAACAAAACAUUGAAUUGCUUUUGUUGAUAAGUGAUCCCAAGAAACCAAAAACGAUUUCUUUUAUGUUUCUUUAAAAUAAUCCUACCCUCUUUCAUACAAAAUCUUGGUUUUGCACUUUUUUGUGAUCUUAUAAUUCAAACUUGAUGAAUUAAAAAGAAAAGAUUUAUAAUUAAACUAGUA
Molecule: messenger RNA, 3474 nt
Organism: Magallana angulata
Lineage: Eukaryota; Metazoa; Mollusca; Bivalvia; Ostreida; Ostreidae
Product: elongator complex protein 4-like
Exons: 10
Coding region: 16-1182 (388 amino acids)
Biological process (GO): tRNA wobble uridine modification
Cellular component (GO): cytoplasm; elongator holoenzyme complex; transcription elongation factor complex
Source: RefSeq, a predicted model, not a curated record